AUGGCUACCGCUACUCACGCACCAGCAUCGGCUCCUCCGACAGGGCUUCCACAUUACUCUUAUCCCUCGCAGCAGCCCCCGAUGAUGCAGCCUCAGCACCAGUAUGCCCAAGGCCCACCUGGAUAUCCCCCGUACGGAUACCCAGGCGGUGUUCCUUCACAGAUCCCUGCUACCUCAUCGAUGAACCCUACUAUGGUACCUUCAACACUCCAGCUCCCUGCCAUGUCGUCAGGUGCCCCUGCAUCUUCACUCUCAGGCGCGCCAAACUACCAGACCCAGUCGUUCGAUCACACCGGCCAGGUUGCCCCACCGGGCAUGAAGCCCCGUGUGACUGCCACGCUCUGGGAAGAUGAGGGCAGUCUCUGCUUUCAAGUCGAGGCCAAAGGCGUUUGCGUCGCUCGUCGUGAAGAUAAUCACAUGAUCAACGGUACCAAGCUACUGAACGUCGCAGGUAUGACGCGAGGCCGAAGGGACGGUAUCCUGAAGAGCGAAAAGACGCGUCACGUCGUCAAGAUCGGUCCAAUGCACCUCAAGGGUGUUUGGAUUCCUUUUGAGCGGGCUCUCGAGUUUGCCAACAAGGAGAAGAUCACCGAGCAGCUGUAUCCUCUGUUUGUUCACGACAUUGGAGCACUGCUUUAUCAUCCCUCGAACCAGACGAGGGCAAGUGUAGGAAGCGCUGCCAUGGCUGUAGACCGGAAUCGAAGACCUGACCCUAUGCAGACGCGAUACAUGACCGGUCCACCGGCAUCCCAGCCCCCAUCGCUUCACCACCAUCACUCGAUGAGUAAUCCUAUCGGUGCUGCAAUGUCGCAACCCCCGCACGCUAUCCAGCCGCACCCAUCAUCAGGUCGUCCAGGUCUUGAUCGAGCUCAUACAUUCCCGACUCCUCCUACCAGCGCGUCCAGCAUCAUGGGCAUGGGCAACCAGGGCAGUUCGUACGAGUGGAGCGGUGCCAACGUCCAGAAUACCCAGGGUGGCCAGCCGCUAUCCAUUGACACUGGACUGAGCAACACACGCUCUGUGCCUACAACUCCAGCAAGCACACCCCCAGGAGCUGUCCAACAGGGCAUGUCCUACGGUGCGGCUCAGAGCUUUGAUGGCAACAGGCCUCUGUACUCUGGGCCACCUUCUCAGCCUGGCCAAUACUCUCAGGGCCAGCCCAUGAUGGGAUACCGACAAGACGGUGCUUAUCCCAAGACCGAGAUGGCACCCCCAUCUCGUAUCACUGAUGUGCCAGACGAAGGCGAAGUCAAACAAGCCGAUGGUAUGAUGCCACAAGGCAACGACCAGGUUGCCGCGCCUCCCGCUGGUAAUGAGAAUGAGCAUGACCACGAGAAUGAAUACACACAUUCCAACGCUCCAUACAACGGCAACAGAGGCCCGUAUGGAUACAGCACCAACGGCCCAACCGGAGCUAUGCACCCUGAUCACGCACACCUGUCUCCAGAGAUGACGGGAUCCCCCCACCAAAAUGGCUCUGGGCGUGGCACUCCUCGAUCAGCCGCUACAGGUCAACAGCAGUGGAACUCCGGCUACGCAGCCCCGCAGCGCCAGGCUCCUUCCAGCAACCUGUACAACGUAAUGAGCGAUACGCGUGGUGCAUCUAAUGGUAAUGCACCUCACGAUACGUACCAGGCUCCUGGUGCUGUGUCACAGUAUGCCCCUCAAGGAUAUGCUCCUAACAACGGAGUGAACAACUCGGGUAAACGCGGUCGUGACGAUGAAGACCAAGACCCGUACCGCCCUGAUAGUGUCCAAGGAGAUGAUAUGAGCGGUCUCAAGAGGCGCAAGACCUUGGAGGGAGGUGCAGUCGGCGGAAACUACGCCGAUCCAAACCCUGGACUUCAGCGUGCGCAUACCAUGGCAGCCCAACGUGCUAGACGGUAA
Pyrenophora tritici-repentis Pt-1C-BFP is the source of this 1887-nucleotide messenger RNA. RefSeq names its product KilA-N multi-domain protein. The record is from RefSeq and is a predicted model, not a curated record. Gene Ontology annotation, biological process: positive regulation of transcription by RNA polymerase II. Gene Ontology annotation, cellular component: nucleus. Gene Ontology annotation, molecular function: DNA-binding transcription factor activity; sequence-specific DNA binding. Lineage: Eukaryota; Fungi; Ascomycota; Dothideomycetes; Pleosporales; Pleosporaceae.